UUCAUUCUGUGUGGAAAACCACUGGGUCUUCGGUUUUCACAUCCAGAAUGGCUGUCAUCAUUCCGAUGUGGUGGGACAGGAACUCCGGCAUUGAUUGAUCCUGUUGCAGUUCCUGGAUUUCAUCUCAGCUGCAAUCCGUGCAUGGUCUUCGGAAAUGUUGGGCUACGUUUACUCUCCUCCAGAACCUGAAUCCUUUGAGGGUGAAAUUAGUCUGAGCCUUUUGCUGUAGCUAUAAAAGCAGCAGUAGCAGCAGCCGCAGGGCCAUGCUAAUUCCUUCUUACUCCUCUGUGGUAAUUUGCAAACAAACUCUCACGACCACGGAUCAUGAACUCAUCUUGAGGGUACAGUGUCAUCUUCGUAAUAGCGCCAAACAUUCCACGACCAAAGAGGAUUUCCUGCGGGGUCACUCUAAGGUUGCAGCCCGAAACAUGGUUUCCCUGGCAGGAAAAUUUUGCGCCCCUUCGUGGAGGGAGUUGUUUUCUCACUGGGGGCCUCGUGGAGGGGCAGAGCUGAGGCAGGGCAAGUCGAAUGGGCAUGAUUGGCAGAGGCUGCGGAGGAUGUCAUUGAAGCAGCUUCCAUCUGCAGGUAGACAUGUUGUUGCCACCGCUGAAUCAACAGAUGAGGCCAAGAUAGCCAACCUUUCGGCAUCCAAGAGCAGCGUUUCACGUUUCACCUUAUCUGGGAAUGUUGAGGCGUCAGGGAAGCCAUAUGCACUAAGCUCAUUUCUCCGCCAGCCAGCAGGCAGAGAGAGCAUGUUGAAUGCCAGGGCUCUCAGGAAGAUCGAACCUCUGGAGGACGAUCUGUACCGGUGUUACCUUGGGACAACAGAAUUCUUUGGAAUAGCUGUCACACCCGUCAUUGACUUGCAAGUGACUGUUGCAGACUCUGAUUGCCUGGUGGAGAUGCUCUCCUGCAGAUUCGAGGGUUCCAAUCAGGUUCACGAAAUAAACAGGAGAUUCUCUGCAAGUCUUUCCAAUCGUCUCCAUUGGGAGCCGAUGGGUUCUCGGCAGCUCUUACUCAAGAAUGAUGUCAACUUAUCGGUUUCUCUAGAAGUCUUUACUCUACCCUUUACCAUGCUGCCAAUUUCUGCAGUGGAGGUCCCAGGAAAUACAUUGCUUCAAGCAUUGCUUGAAAGGCUUGUCCCUCUCUUUCUUCAGCAACUCAAGGACGACUACACGGCAUGGGCUUCCACGGUCUCAAAGAAUGCAAAUCGAAUGGAAACCAACGGUGCGCCUCUGCAUCAUCCCUCAUGACAAUCGUUUCACGUAGGCUGGAACUUCAAGGGACCACCAAAAGUUGUAGCCUUAAAUGCUCAGUGAAGUUGGUGCCCUCUCCCUUUUUUCGGCAAAAAUGGUCCUUGUUCUUAGUUUACAAUUCCUGUGUGCUUGGCUGGUGGACGAAGGGUGAAGAGUUCAAUCCUGUCCCACAAUAACCGAGGGGUCGCCCUGCUCCAGAGAAAAAAAAGGAAAGAAAUCACUAGCUGAGAGUGAGCUGGCUUUCAAUAUCCUCUGGUAAACAACAGUACCAUGAAGGAAAGCAGGGAACAUGCAACACAUAUGGGUGCAAGUCCAAAUGGGAGUUACUUCAUAGCCUCCAGUUUCAAACCUAGAGUCUGUUCUCAGUCUGUUCUGUUCUCUCUUCGGAGUUGGUCAGCGCCGGAUCCAGUUUGAACUUUGAAUAUGACGUUUUCACAUCCUGCAAAGCAGGGAAAGGGGGGGUUAAGAAGGGGAAAGAAGGGGGGUGAGCAGGUGAGGGGGCACGGACAUAGAGACACAGAGAGAGAGUGAGAAUGUAACAUUGCAGUGCAAGUCUUGGAAGACCACAUGCCAGUGCGUAUCGGUCUCCUCCGCUGAGCUGCCCCUUUUCGCCCACAGGUUCUUUUCUGCCUGUAAACACUUCUCGUUGAUGGAAGUCGCCAUGGCGUCUGUGCACACCAGCAUGUCCUUGGAAUUGGAUCCUUGAGGUCGGCGUGCUGGCACGUUCAUACAUUGAGAAAGUUCACAUAAGGACUGCUUACUGGAGCUUAGAGAUUGCACCUCGUUGUUCUUUUUCAAGUUUUUCUGCUUUGGGGGGGGAUGUCAAGGGCAGAAACAACCUGUCUCCAGUGACAGGAUUAAAAAAAUUAGCCUCGUCAGCAUGCACGUAAAUAUCUCCAUGUCCAGGCGUAGAUCAUCCAGCUAUUUUUGUUGACUGGGCAAGUUUUGUCGUGUCCUAACCUGAGUGACUUGGUAAUGCACUUUUCCCUUCUUUUUUUCUCCCCUAGCAUUGCCACACGUUUGCCUGCCAAAUGUUUACCUACAUUACAUCCAAAAAGAUCUCCAAAAAAAUCUAUGUGAUGAACGUCUUGAGUCUCUUUUUUAUAUAUCCCUAUAAUCCCUAUUGUUUAACUUUUAAGCCAAAAAAAAAAUUAUGGUUGAUCUGAUGGCAAAAACCAUUCACUUGUAAUUACCUGCAAAAUCUCAAGA
Messenger RNA from Chara braunii, 2465 nucleotides. Lineage: Eukaryota; Viridiplantae; Streptophyta; Charophyceae; Charales; Characeae. The record is from the annotation of a GenBank genome assembly.